This is a messenger RNA of Branchiostoma belcheri (Belcher's lancelet), 1515 nucleotides long. Its product is annotated as Williams-Beuren syndrome chromosomal region 27 protein-like. The transcript has 5 exons. The coding region runs from base 14 to 664 and encodes 216 amino acids. The record is from RefSeq and is a predicted model, not a curated record. Lineage: Eukaryota; Metazoa; Chordata; Leptocardii; Amphioxiformes; Branchiostomatidae.
UUUACAAGGCAAGAUGGCGGAUGAGUCCGACUCAGUUCACGACAAGGUUUCUAAAAUAACCCGAGCGGGAAUUAAGGCGGAUGAUAUGUUAGACAUGUAUAAGACGUGGGCGGAGGUGUAUGACAAGGAUAUGGAGUCUGACGGGUACACCGGGUACCGUAAGGUGGUCAGAGUUCUGGCUGAGUCCCAGGGCGAGAGGAGGGACAUCCGGGUUCUGGACGUGGCAGCGGGGACAGGACUUUGUGGACAAGAGUUGUCCAAACUGGGUUUCUCUAACAUAGACGCCUUAGACGCUAGUCAGGACAUGUUAGAUGUUGCCAAAACAAAGAACGUCUAUAAGAACUUCAUCAAGGAAUUCCUGGGAACGAACCAACUUGACAUUGAUGCUGACAGCUAUGACGCGGUGAUCGGCAGUGGUCUGUUUGCUAACGGUCACGUCAAACCGGACUGUUUGGAACAACUUAUCCGAAUUGUCAAACCUGGUGGAAUGAUCUGUCUCGCAGUCAGAGAAGAACGCCUUCGAACUAAUGAGGAUUGCAAAGAUCUGAAACCCCGCAUGACGGCGCUGCAGAGCGAAGGCCUGUGGGAGCGGGUGUUCCAUGAGACUUUUCCUGGGUACUCAACUGGCUUGGACGGCGUAGUCUACUUGUAUAAAGUUCUGUAAAGCCUACUUUUAGAAAUGGGAGAAACAUGAAAUGAACACUUUCUUUCUGUAAAGCAUUGGUAACGGACAAGCUUGACGAAGUUUUGUUUCGCUUCCUUGCAUGUUCAGAUUGUGCAAAAAAGGGCUGAAGAUUGUAUGACAAAAUAAAGAAUGUCGUACGACAAAAGGUGUGCUGUUGUCCUAAGGACUGGAAAACUCAAUUGCACGACUAAAAUAAUAUUGUAACCGGAGAUCUAGACAGAUUGCCACCGAAUUUCGAAUGGUAUGUGUGUACAACCGGAGGUGGUAGCAUGUAUUUAGCAUCCUGUCUUUACAUUGUACACAGAUUGUGACCGUACGCACGUUUUCUUUACUCAGGUUAAGACAUGACGCCUUUCAUAUCCGGAUAUCAAAGCGCCAGUGAACAGGAUAUGCGACGUCAGUGUUUACGAAAUUGGCAGGUCUGGACACACAGUACGUCACUGAAACUGACUCGGGGCUACUUCAUCAGCCUUGUUCUUGUGCAAUAUAUGGGCAAGAUCGACCGCGCGGAUACGUUACGUUGCGGUGUUUCUUUUCUAGAUAUAGACGUAUCAUUAUCUUAGAUAUAAGUAACAAAUCACGUUAAUAUAUGCACAUGCAAUUUUAAAUAACGUGCAUGCAUAGGACACGAUGCAUUGCAAAUCCCGCAUCCAAUGUAGAAUAUAUGUACGGCGUUCAAACUACUAGUGUCUCUGAACUUGACAUUUGAACUUCAGGCGAAUCUUUGCUUGUUAGAUGCAUCUAUUCCACACCGUUGAUGUCAAUAUUGAUCGAUACUAUUUUCUGCGGUUUUUGCUCCUUUUUUCUGUAUCAAGAGACAACUAACUUAU